AUUGAGUUUUCAUAUUCAAAUGUGAUCAUUUUUCAGUUUCUUCCGUUGAUUUCACACUUUUAGAUGGAGGAUCCAGUAAGUAUUAAGUGACUGUAACUCAGUAACUGGAAGGUAAAGCACUGAGGGCGUGGAGCUGCGUGUGGUUAUUGUUGUCAACAGCAUGUCGUGACACCUGGGAAGCUUCUCUCAGAGGAAGCUCGUGUGUUUGAGUGUCUGCUUGUUUAAAGUGAGAAUCCCCACAGUGCUGACAGAGAUCGUGCUCUGUGUUCUGUGAGUGAAGUGCAUGCUGCUCAGUGUGGUCAGAGAUGGAUCCCUCUGUCUACACGCCCGUCAACUGUUGGAUAGAAAACUCAGAAUUAAAACUGCUCUAAUGUACAAUGGAAACCUGGAAACAUAAAUAAAGGAUUUAAGUAAGAGUCUGAUAUUUUUGUGCCUUGCAGACAAAGAGAAACAAAGCAAGCCGUGCCUCUGCUAACUCUUUUGUUGGAUUGUAACACAAAGCAUGAUUCUUCAGUCGUGAGAUCGGUGGAAACGUUAUUUCAUCGUCUCCUCGCCCUGAGACGAGUUCUUCUUGUGUGGUUUGUUUUUAAGGAGUUUGAGCUGGAUGUGGUUGCCAUAGUGAACGACACAGUGGGGACGAUGAUGACUUGUGCGUAUGAGGAGCCCACUUGUGAGGUGGGACUGAUCGCAGGGACGGGCAGUAACGCCUGUUACAUGGAGGAGAUGAGGAACAUCGAGACAGUGGACGGAAAUGAGGGUCGCAUGUGCGUCAACAUGGAGUGGGGCGCUUUCGGAGACAACGGCUGUCUGGACGACAUCAGGACGCAGUACGACCAGGCCGUGGACGAGAACUCCCUCAACGAAGGCAAACAAAGGUACGAGAAGAUGUGCAGCGGCAUGUACCUGGGAGAGAUCGUCAGGCAGAUUUUGAUUGAUUUGACCAAGCGUGGCUUCCUCUUCCGGGGACAGAUCUCAGAGACGCUGAAGACGACGGGCAUCUUCGAGACAAAGUUCCUGUCGCAGAUAGAGAGCGAUCGUCUGGCGCUGCUGCAGGUCAGGGCGAUCCUGCAGCAGCUGGGGCUCGACAGCACCUGUGAUGACAGUAUUAUCGUCAAAGAGGUGUGUGGCACCGUGUCCCGCCGCGCGGCUCAGAUCUGUGGAGCCGGGAUGGCUGCCGUGGUGGACAAGAUCCGUGAGAACAGAGGACUGGACCACCUGGACAUCACCGUGGGCGUGGACGGCACGCUCUACAAGCUGCACCCACAUUUCUCACGGAUCUUCCAGCAGACGGUGAAGGAACUCGCCCCGAAAUGUGACGUCACCUUCCUGUUAUCCGAGGACGGCAGCGGCAAGGGGGCCGCCCUCAUCACCGCCGUGGGCUGCCACCAGAGAGAGCUGGAGGCGCAGCAGCACUGAGGAGCUCCGCCCACGUUUGUCCUUGAGAACUACCUGCUGCUCCACCGUGACCUUCACCCCCCCACCUCCCCCCUCGCACAGCCCAACUCCACCUACCCUUGGCAGCCGUGACUCCACCUCUGCCCCCCCCUGGCCCACCACCACCACCACCACAGCCAGAGAGACAUGCUGCAUGCGUAAGGAAGUAAAACUGAGUAUCUAAAUAUUUAUUUAUACAGCUCCAGAGGUUUUUAUUAUUUCCAUGUUUGUACAUUUUCCUCAAUAGCUUGUCCAUAAUCUGAUACAUUUAAAAACUCCUUAACUGUGCAAUAUUUGUGUAUUGCUAAUUUUAUUUUUAUAUGGAGGCAAAUAUAUAAUUGUAUUUAUAUAACUGAGGCCACUUUGAAUCCCAGAGUUCAUUAGGGUUUUGCAACAUAGACACAAGAAAAAUGUCUGCACUUUUUAUAUGAGGGUGACAACAGCAGCAUUUUGAUGUAACUUCAGAACGAAGGACGUCCUUCUCCCUGAAUGAUGAAACUCCGCUGGUGCAGAAAACCGGCUCCAAACACAAGGGCUCGCUGCAAAGGGUUGAAUGCAAGAGUCACGGCUGUUAAAACCAUCCUCAUUCUGCGACAUGCUCACAAUACGUGCUAAGCUACUAACCCCUCUUUGUGUAACUGUCAGUGUAACUCACGUAUUAACGUAUUCCAGCUGCACCGUUCCAUUUAUUCCUCAAGUACCGAGAAAAAGUCCCGGCGAAAGAAAGUGAUAGCGUAUCCUGUUGCUAUUUGUGAAGUACUAUACUUUUGGUGUUGUGAUGAAUCCACACUUCUACUCAUCGUUUGUGCAAAGAAUAAAUGUAUAUUGGGCCAAGAGAAAACGAGUGGACACUACGAGCGCUUCUGUGUGUAUUUGUGGCUGAGUGUCAGUGUGUCUCCUGUGACGACCUGUAGCUUUCAAUGUCCAAAGCUCUGUCAAGACUGCAUGCCUUACAUUAAGACGAACGGAGAGUGCUGAGAUAUUUCCUCUUCUUAUUUUAUUUUUUACAUCAAUAUAGAUUUGUGAACAACACGGUGAAAAGUGAAUUCAUUAAAUUAUAUUUUGUC
This is a messenger RNA of Paralichthys olivaceus (Japanese flounder), 2501 nucleotides long. The record is from RefSeq and is a predicted model, not a curated record. Lineage: Eukaryota; Metazoa; Chordata; Actinopteri; Pleuronectiformes; Paralichthyidae.